Molecule: messenger RNA, 1311 nt
Organism: Wyeomyia smithii (pitcher-plant mosquito)
Lineage: Eukaryota; Metazoa; Arthropoda; Insecta; Diptera; Culicidae
Exons: 2
Coding region: 7-513 (168 amino acids)
Source: RefSeq, a predicted model, not a curated record
AACGCAAUGAGUAGUGUGCACCAGAAGCAGAACACAUGCGUUGGCUCGUGGCUCGUCAUUGCCCUGCUCGUAUCACUCGGCGAAAGUGCUAGUGGAUUGCUCUGCCGUCAGUGCUUCAGCCUGUAUGGAUGGGACGAGUGCGAGGAAACGGCCAGGGACAUUCGCUGUACGACGCAGGGUGUCACUUCGUCACACCUUAACCUGCUGCAUCAGAAUCCCUCGCUGGCGGUUGGCAACCAUAGCGAGUUUAGCUGCUUCAAGUAUCAGGCACGGAUCAACCGGUACAACGAUCGGGGACUGGUCACUGGGUAUGGGCGUGGGUGCACUUUUGCCGUUACAGAUUUUUGCACCGGUUGGAAGCAAGCGGUAGCAAUUAAGCAGUGUGACGUUUGCAGUGACCGGGAUCUGUGCAAUAGUGGACGCCUCUCGGUGGGGUCAGUUUACCUGUUGGUGAUAAUAAGUCUGAUGAUUGUUGGGAAACAUCACUCUAUAUUAGAUUUGAAUCGAAAAUAAAAUUGCUCCUAACAAUUUAUAUCCUCUAGAUUGAAUAGCAAAUCAAGAACGGCGGCAGCGCAAUCGGCACCAGCCUGGAUAGACUCACUGCUGGGUAGGUCUUCCAGUAUAGACCGUUUACAAAUUUCGAAAUCAGACUUGGGGACAGAAUCCCUUCUCGUUUGGAUCUUCAACAUCAAACAAUCGCGAAUUUUGUGGUCCGUGCUGUUGCACAGGAAACAUCGUUUCUCCGGCUCUUCUCUGGUAGCAGUCAAAAGUCGCCAGUCCGCCGCCAUUCGUUGCUCCUGUCUGGCGUUGUACUCCGCUAGCAAUCUGGCUCUAACCGAACAUAACGAGAACAGCUCCGGAGAGCGCUGAAUUUCUCCUACGGUUGAUGCAUACGAGGGUGGUAGACUGGUCAGCAGAAAGAUGGCCUUCAUGGAAUCGUUCAUCGUUAAAUUAGCAUUCUCCAUUUGUUCGCAGAGUUUGUCAAACUCCAGCAGAUGAUGCCACAUGUCGCCACUUUCAGAGAGAUGGACUUGGGUAAUUUUUUUCACCAGCAGUAUUUUAGCGGCGACUGAGUUGCUGUCGGUAGAAAAUGGAUUUCGGAAGCUCAUUUUCUGUUUAAUCUCGACUUGGUCUUAUUGAUAACUAGUAACAACCGGGGAGAAGCGAUUGGUAGUAACUGUUGCGACUAGACUAUAUAAUUCGAAUGAUAGAUAACUUACGUUAUUGAUUCAACCAGGCACUUCAAAGUUGAACGCAAUAACUCUCCAACUUUUUCAGCGAAGCCUGCACACAGAUAAGCGUAAAUUUGUA